UUCACAUUCAUGUUUCAGUCAACUUGACGAGUACCCCCAAGUCGUCUCUCUCUUUCCUCUUGCCUUCCAUAGGCAAUCUAGACGACUACAACUUUCACACCACAAUUGCUUAACCAUUUGUUUAUGCUUCAAAAUUGAUCAACAUACAUAUGGAAGGAUCUCCUGCUACUCUUAGAAUAGCAAUUCUUGUAGUUGGUGUCAUCUUUUAUGUUCUUCUAUGGAUAUCAAAUAUUUGUGCAAUUCAUUAUUGGACCAAAAAUCGCAAAGUGAAGCCUCUUGUAUCAGACUCUUCAUUAGGAAAUCACUACACCAAAGUUUCUCACGCAGAACUUCUUCAAGCUACCGAUGGGUUCUCUCCGGCCAAGCUGGUUGGGGAGGGACGUUAUGGCUCUAUUUAUAAAGGGGUUCUGAGUUUUGGCGGAGAAGUUGCUGUUAAGGUACUCAAGCUUCAAUGCCGAGGAGCAAGAAAGAGUUUUGUGGCGGAAUGUGACGCGUUGAGGUACAUUCGCCAUAGGAAUCUUGUCAAGAUCAUCACAUGUUGCUCGGGCUUUGAUCUCAAAGGCAAUGAUUUCAAAGCUUUGGUCUUUGAGUUCAUGCCUAAUGGGAGUUUGGAUGAGUGGUUGCAUCCAAAUUUAUCCGUGCAGCUCAACUCAAGGAGCUUGAAUCUAAUCCAGAGGCUAAACAUAGCCAUCGAUGUGGCGUGUGCAUUGGAUUAUCUUCACAACCAAUGCCGACCAGCAAUCAUUCAUUGUGAUCUAAAGCCGAGUAAUAUUCUCCUUGACAACAAGCUUUGUGCCCGUGUAGGUGAUUUUGGGCUAGCAAGGUUUCUUACACCUACUACCACAAGGAGAUUCAAUCAUAUGCAAUCAAAUUCAUCAAUUGGAAUAAGAGGAACAAUUGGUUAUGUCGCGCCAGAAUAUGGUCUGGGAGGGGAGGUUACAACUCAAGGUGACGUGUAUAGUUAUGGAAUACUCUUACUAGAAAUGUUUACGCAUAAAAGACCUACCGAUGGUAUGUUUAUGGAAAACUUAAGCCUCCAUAACUUCGUGAAGAUUGCUCUCCCAGAUAGAGUGAUGGAGAUUGUUGAUCCCCUACUCAAAUUGGAAGAAGAAUACGAGUCAAACAGGACAGGCCAGAAUAGCGAAGGCAACAGGGGAAGAAUAGAGAAGUGUUUGGGAUUGAUACUUCGGAUUGGAGUCGUAUGUUCAGCUCAAUUUCCAAGAGAAAGGAAGAAUAUAGGUGAUGUUCUCUUGCAACUCCAUGUAAUUAGAAAUUAUUUCUUGGGUUCGGAGAGAGAGAGAUGAUAUAGAAGUAUGGGAGAGAAUACACAGUUGAAAAAUCAUACUUCAGCUCCAUAGAUGUAUAGGUUUUUACAGAAUUAUUUGAAGGACCGUAGAUAUAUAGAUAUAUAGGUUUUGCUCAUCCUAGUUUGUAUUUAAGUCCGUGGAAAGGUUAAAGACGGUUGAAGAAUUUAUGAAUUAUUAUUUCUUUUUUUA
Messenger RNA from Cornus florida, 1496 nucleotides. Its product is annotated as receptor kinase-like protein Xa21. Bases 150 to 1304 code for a protein of 384 amino acids. The record is from RefSeq and is a predicted model, not a curated record. Gene Ontology annotation, biological process: protein phosphorylation. The transcript is spliced from 2 exons. Gene Ontology annotation, molecular function: ATP binding; protein kinase activity. Lineage: Eukaryota; Viridiplantae; Streptophyta; Magnoliopsida; Cornales; Cornaceae.